GUGCGUGCAGGGCUGGCAUCUCGGUGACGCCGUCUGAGCUCGGUGCGCGCAAAGCAGAGCAGGCGGAGCGGGCCGGCCGGGGCGGAGCGGAGCGGUCCGCAGAGCAGCCCCUCCCGGCCUCGGCCGACCCCAGCCCUCGGCCCGGCUCUAUGGACAGGAGCUCGCUGCUGCAGCUCAUCCAGGAGCAGCAGCUGGAUCCUGAGAAUACAGGCUUCAUCGGUGCGGACACCUUCGCUGGCCUGGUACACAGCCAUGAGCUGCCCCUGGACCCCACCAAGUUGGACAUGUUGGUGGCUCUGGCUCAGAGCAACGAACGGGGCCAGGUCUGCUACCAGGAGCUGGUGGACCUGGUCAGUGCCAUGAUCAGCAGCAAGCGUUCCAGCAGCUUCAAGAGGGCCAUUGCUAAUGGACAGCGGGCGCUGCCUCGGGACGGACUGCUGGAUGAGCCAGGCCUGGGGGUCUACAAGCGGUUUGUGCGAUACGUGGCCUACGAGAUCCUGCCCUGUGAGGUGGAUCGUCGCUGGUACUUCUACCGGCACCGCAGCUGCCCACCCCCUGUGUUCAUGGCCUCUGUCACCCUUGCCCAGAUCAUCGUGUUCCUGUGCUACGGGGCACGUCUCAACAAGUGGGUGCUCCAGACCUACCACCCUGAAUACAUGAAGAGCCCUCUAGUGUACCACCCGGGACACCGCGCGCGCGCCUGGCGCUUCCUCACCUACAUGUUCAUGCAUGUUGGGCUGGAGCAGCUAGGGUUCAACGCCCUCUUGCAGCUGAUGAUUGGGGUGCCCCUGGAGAUGGUACACGGUGUGCUUCGCAUCAGCCUGCUGUACCUGGCAGGUGUGCUGGCAGGCUCCCUGACUGUCUCUAUCACAGACAUGCGUGCCCCUCUCGUAGGGGGCUCUGGAGGGGUCUAUGCCCUGUGCUCGGCACACCUGGCCAACGUUGUCAUGAACUGGGCUGGGAUGCGGUGUCCGUACAAGCUGCUGAGGAUGGUGCUGGCUCUGGUGUGCAUGAGUUCCGAAGUGGGCCGGGCUGUGUGGCUGCGCUUCUCCCCACCACUGCCCGCCUCAGGCCCACAGCCCAGCUUCAUGGCACACCUGGCUGGUGCAGUGGUAGGUGUAAGCAUGGGCCUUACCAUCCUUCGAAGCUAUGAGGAGCGCCUGAGGGACCAGUGCGGCUGGUGGGUGGUGCUACUUGCCUAUGGCACCUUCCUGCUUUUCGCCAUCUUCUGGAACGUCUUUGCCUAUGACCUGCUGGGUGCCGAUAUUCCCCCUCCACCUUGACCUGCUCCUUAGGGCCAUCUGGCUGGAGCCUGGCCUGCAGGGGGUCAGCCGCCAGGUGGGCCUGCAUGUCUGCCCUCUAUGGAUGGACCUCUCUGGGCUGCUCUUCCCCACAGGGGCAGGCGGGGCCCUGUGGUCCACCGGGUUGAGGCCAAGUCUUACCGCAGCCCUGGCUGCCCCUCCCGGGCCUUUCUGGGGGAGGGGUGCUACUGGGCCAGGGCUGGGUGGUGGUCCUCGAAUGUGGCCCUAGAGGAGACCCCCUCCCUCCCCACCGAUCCCCAGGACUUGCAGUCUGAGCCUUUUUGGAGAAUGAAUAAAUAUUUUACACAGCA
This is a messenger RNA of Peromyscus maniculatus bairdii (prairie deer mouse), 1612 nucleotides long. It is a transcript of the gene Rhbdl1, whose product is annotated as rhomboid like 1. Gene Ontology annotation, cellular component: membrane. The record is from RefSeq and is a predicted model, not a curated record. NCBI's taxonomy places the organism in Eukaryota, Metazoa, Chordata, Mammalia, Rodentia, Cricetidae. Gene Ontology annotation, molecular function: serine-type endopeptidase activity.